Drosophila serrata is the source of this 2339-nucleotide messenger RNA. It is a transcript of the gene Gagr, whose product is annotated as Gag-related. The record is from RefSeq and is a predicted model, not a curated record. Lineage: Eukaryota; Metazoa; Arthropoda; Insecta; Diptera; Drosophilidae.
UUUCUGUUCGGGUUCCGAUCUGCUCAGUUCAGUGUCGGUUCGACCACGGUUCGUGUCGAUUUCGAAUUCGCAAACCCAAAUCAAAAUCAAAACCGAAAGCGAAAACCCAGAACCCGCCACUGUUCGGGAGCUAGCUGACCGGGUUGUGCCGUUCCGAUCCGUUGUCGUUGGGUCUUGCAAGUAAAAUUCAUGUUAAUGAAUGUUAAUUUAUACAUUUGUAAGAAUCUAAAAUCUGUUUUUCCAUACACAACAAUUAUUGGCGCGUCGCAGUCGCUGUGGCGGUGAUUUCAAAUUUGGAAACAGUCGCUCCCGAAACGUCGUCGCGAACGCAACGAGCGGUGAAGCUAUAUCUUUAGCUAUAUAAUAACGGUAGCAUAACGAAAAGGGUAACGAUCCCAUAGCCAUAAUGGAUCCCGAGUUUGUGAAUAAAUACAAUCAGGUCCUGAGUCGCCUGAAGCUCGUCGAGAACUUCGAUGGCAGUGAUCCUGGCAAAUUGCCACAGUUCCUUCACAAAAUCGAGGCCCUUAUGCCGGCCAUAAAUAGUUUCGAUGAUUAUUACAAGGCUCAGCUAAUAGGACACAUCAAGAAUAAGUGCACGGAUCGGGCGAGAGAGGCGGUCUUCACACGGCAGAUGAGCGCUCCCGUGGGCAAUGGAAAUGGUGCCGGCAAUGGACACCUACUGAAGGCCGAGUCCUGGCUGAAGCUAAAGGAUCAGCUGCUGUAUAACUAUGCGGAAAGGGAGUCCAGCUAUUCACUUAUACACAAAAUCCGCAGCGCUGUUUUGGAUUCAAAUAUCGAGCUUUACUACCAAAAAAUGGCCAAGCUGAAGCACAGACUGAUCAACAGGAAGUUGACCCACAAUGACACACUCUACGCAUUGGAGGAUAUUGAAAGGAUCACUCUGCAGGUGUUCCGUGAUCAUUUGCCUGAACCCACACACUCGAUGAUCCUGCGAAGGAAUCCAAAGAGCAUGGAGGAGGCCUACCGGUACAUAGUCGAAGUGCAGCAGCAGUUCUACACCCAGAGCGGAUCCCUGGCCAGUGACCACCAGGCGGCCACGUUCAGCACCAGCCACAAACAGCAGGCCUAUGGCGUGGGCAUGGGCGGAGUGGGAGUGAGCACCGUUGGCUUGGGUGUGGGCAUGGGCGCCGUGGGGCUGGGCCUCUCGUCCUACGCCCGCCAAAUGUCCGACAAGGGUCAGCAGCAGAAUAACUUGUCCAACAACAAGAGCUACUACAAUCAGGCAGCUCCCCCGGUGGGCGCUGGCAAGAACCAUCCCAUGUUCAAGAGCAUCGGCAAUCCCACCUUCAAGUCCAGCUUCAGCUAUAAUGGAAGCAGCAGCUCUAGCAUGGGAUCCGGAAUGGGUUACUCCAGUGGCAAGAAGGCGGAUGUGAAGCAGAACUAUCAGCAGCAGAAGAGCCAAAACUAUGCAAAAACCUCCUCGAUGAGUGGUUGGAAAAAAUAAGGAACACAACGAUCUCCCAGUGACCCGAACCGCUCACGAUCCAUGAGAUAAGCAGACAUAGAUGCAGCGUGACCUAAUCCCUUGGAGCCUGUGACUAAGCCAAGGCAAAGUGCUUGCCACCUCACGUAAUUACCCAAACCUCACCCUCUAAUGGUUCGAUGAUUGUACGGGGUGAUGUGGCUGCAGAUUAUAGAAUGUGAAUAUAGAUUAAAGUAAUGUGAAUAAUUAUAGAUGAGGAUUUGCAUCCUCAGAAGAUGAUAAUGAUGUGAAUACAAAUAAAUGAAUAAUCUAAUAUAUAAAUGAUACAGAUAAAUGUAAUUACGCUAGCACUACAUGAAAAUAAUACAAACCAUGUGAAUAUAGAUGAAGAUAAUACAAAUAAUAGAAAGUGAAGGUAAAUAAUAAUAAAAUAAGUGCGCAUACUGAUAAAGAAUAAUACAUAGUACUGUAAUUCAAACAAAUAACAAUAAAAUAUUUACAAUAUUAUCAAAUCUAAUUAAAACGCUUAAAAUUCAUGAGAAUUCAUUAUGAAGUUGAUAAAACCCACAGCAAAUGCUGAUAACUUGGAGUAAUUUACACUAAUAACCCUUCGAAAUCCCAGUGACAUAAAAGUAUUCUAUAUAAACACGAGCCUGAGAUAAUAGGAAAUGCGCCUGUCGAUAUCGGUACAAGAUAAUGAUGCAGAUCAAAAUGAUUCAACGGAUGAUGGCCCAUAAUGAUGACAUCGAUCGCGUGUCUAUCAACGAUGAUCGAUCCGCAGACAGUAUGGACAUGUUAAUUAUUAGCUCAUAAGAUGCGAGUGUACAUAGCCCCACGCCUCAGCCUCAACCUCCAGUCACAUUACCGCCUAUAUCUCCCACAAUUCCCCCCAUAU